AUGGCCGUCGUUCGAGCACGCAAUAUCCACGCGAAGCAGGAGAUCUGGGAGCACGGGUGCAACAACGCGCUCAUCCUGCCCUCAGAACCGCUCUCAACGCUAAAUAUGUCCUAUCAAUACAUUGCACCCCCUCCCCACGACCCGGCAAUGGAGUACAGCCCGGCAUUCAGGAUCAUGCCACAGGACUCAUCGGCACCAGAGGGCGACGGUCGAGACUCGGAAGGAUCGUAUGAUGAUAACCCGGGCUCGGCGCUGCGGCGAUCGUUCAGCACGCCAAACGCGUCCCAGAUGCAACAAGGGACAUCCGGCGCACAAAUGUCGACCGGUGGAACCGGAGAGAAAAAGAGAAAUAAGCUCGGCUACCACAGGACCUCGAUCGCCUGCAUGCCAUCGAAUGGCUUGCCCGCUGGUGGCCACUACGGAUUUGGCAGCCAGGCGCCGGGCAUGUGGAUGUCGCCGGACUCGAACGGAGCUCCGCUGGUCAAGGCUGAGGGACUCAACAUGACUUGGACUCCAUAUCCAGCCGAAUCACCCUUGAGCGCGCAAUUCUCGCCGUUUCCGCAGUCAUCGGGUUCGUCGGCACCUUGGGCGCCGGGGAGCUCUGAGGCUGGGUCUCACGACGACAUGGCGUGGUCCGAGUUUCCACAGCCGGCUCGAUCGAUGUCAUAUAGCGGGGAGAGCACUGCGGGCCAGCAGCAGCUCCAAUACUUGGCCACUGGUGACGGACAGCAGUUCGAGCGUCGUGCAUCCAACUUCUCGGGUAUAUACGGACAGCCCUUUGGACCAUCGGCGGCGAACAUGACUUCAAGCGGAAUCGCUGGACUUGACGGCCAUGACACGAUAUUAGCGGGUGCAGUCCCGUCAGAUGCGGAUUCAUGGCACCAGCAGAACGUCCUCGCCCAGGACUCAGCCCAGUUUCGGGGAUGGCAGUAUGGAAAAGCAACGGGAAACCAACAAGUGUGGCUGGAUGAGCAGCGACAGCAGACAGUUGUCACCCAGGCACCGUCGGAUUCAUACUACUCCGCCUGA
Molecule: messenger RNA, 1029 nt
Organism: Purpureocillium lilacinum
Lineage: Eukaryota; Fungi; Ascomycota; Sordariomycetes; Hypocreales; Ophiocordycipitaceae
Source: RefSeq, a predicted model, not a curated record